Messenger RNA from Hordeum vulgare subsp. vulgare (domesticated barley), 1648 nucleotides. Its product is annotated as flavanone 3-dioxygenase 2-like. The transcript is spliced from 2 exons. Bases 156 to 1304 code for a protein of 382 amino acids. Lineage: Eukaryota; Viridiplantae; Streptophyta; Magnoliopsida; Poales; Poaceae. The record is from RefSeq and is a predicted model, not a curated record.
AUCUCUCUCUCUCCUCGUUCUUCCAUAAAUCCUCCGACUUCCCCCGCCUGCUCAAGCCCCGGCGUUCCUUCUUUCUCUCCGUGAACUUCCUCUGCUCACGCCCUCCACGAUCGUGCCACCUAUCCAUCUCUCUCUCCCCCCGUUCUUCCGCCGGCAUGGCGGAGCAGCUCAUCUCCACGGCCGUGCUGCACACGCUGCCCCACAGCUACAUCCGGUCCGAGUCCGAGUGGCCGCGCCUCGACGCCGACAUCCCCGUCGUCGACCUCGCCAACCCCGACAGCGCCGCCGUCGUCUACCAGAUCGGCGCCGCCUGCAGCUCACACGGCCUCUUCCAGGUUCCAAUUCCCAUUUCGCCUAACGCUGCUCUGUUUUUGCCGGAAAUGGCGUUGCUCUGCUUUCGCUCACAGUGCGUGCUCGCGUGGUGUGUGUGUGUGGUUUCUGAUCGUCAGGUGCUCAACCACGGGCUGCCGGUGGAGGCGAUGCGGGCGGCCAUGGCGCUGGCGCACGACUUCUUCCGCCUCUCGCCGGAGGAGAAGGCCAAGCUCUACUCCGACGACCCGCCCAAGAAGAUGCGGCUAUCCACCAGCUUCAACGUGCGCAAGGAGACCGUCCACAACUGGCGCGACUACCUGCGGCUGCACUGCCACCCGCUCGAGCAGUUCGUGCCGGCGGAGGGGCCAGCCAAUCCGCCGCCCUUGAGGAAUGCCAUGGGCACAUACUGCAAAGAGGUCCGGGACCUCGGGUUCCAGUUCUACGGAGCGAUAUCGAAGAGCCUGGGGCUGGAGCAGGACUACAUCAAUAAGGUCCUCGGCGAGCAGGAGCAGCACAUGGCGGCCAACUUCGACCCCAAGUGCCCGUCGCCAGAGCUGACCUACAACGCCCUCACCAUCCUGAUGAUGGAUGAGCAGGUCACCGGGCUGCGGGUGCUCAAGGAAGGUCGUUGGAUCGCCGUCAACCUGCGGCCCAACACGUUCAUCAUCAACCUCGGCAGGGCAGCAGGCGACACAACAGCUGCCGGUGCGGAAGCAGGCGGCGGGGCAGUAUGUGGCAGGGAAGGAGUCGAUGCGGCAACACGCGGCGGGGCAGUAUGUGGCACAGAAGGAGUCGGUGCGGCAACACGUGGUGGGGCAGUAUGUGGCACAGAAGGAGUCGGUGCGGAAGCAGGAGGCACACCAGCAAUCGGCUCGAAAGAAGGCGGCGCGGCUAAGGUCUCCGCCGCAGCGAGGAUGAUGAACGCGUUGGCCAAUGUGACCAGCGCGAUCGUCAGCAUCGUCCAAUGCGCCAACGCCGAUGUCAACGACUGAAGAAUAGGGUUUGGCUAGCUCUGUCCAAAAGAGGCAAGGUAGUGUAUGCUUUUGGCCUUUUCGAUUGAAGGACCCCUUUGCAGGUCAUUUACAACCGGCGGAGUCCAGAGAGUGUAUUGGUAUUGUAUGCCACCGACCGGGGACGACAACAUGACCUAUCUUUAACCGGGUUAGAUGACUACAAAUUAAUACGUUAAGUAUUUAGUCAUCAUAUAUAGCUUCCCUGUUGAUGGUUCAAAAGAACAAGGACUAUAGGUAGCCUAGCCGAGUGGAAAUGGGUCGUUGCUGUUAAGAUUCUCUAGUCAUGAAUAGAAUGAUGUGUGAUGAUGCUUGAUUUUCUUUAA